GUUUCAGAAGAAGAUAUUGAAAAGAUGUUACGACGCAACUUAAAAUGCCUCAAUCACGAUCGCUAGAAUAUCGCUAGGACAGAUCGUGACUUAAGCCAAAUUCAUUUAAGAUUCGGGUCAUUUUAUGCUGGAGGGAGAAUUCUUCAGUGGGGGAUACUCACACCAUAGAUCGCACGACCUUCUUCUUCGCUCGCGGUACACAUCGUUUUCAGUAACGGUGCAUCUAUGAGAUAUAACGUUAGUUGCAUCCUUUGUUCUCACUACGACAGUUUUUACUGUGUGUAUGAGUGCGAAUCGCCGUCAACCAACGAAAAUACCAAAACCGUGAGAAACAAAUUCAGACGAUGUUAUCCUUCAGCUUAAUGAGAAUGAAAUCGCCGUUACGAAUCUGCGAGAUGCGACGCCAUCCGUUGCAACUCUACGAGUCGUUCCUUCAAAGGGUUGUUCUCCGGGCUUUCUGCAGCGAGACAAUCACAUCCGAAUGCCCUCAUGUAUCUUCGUCUCCGAGAGUCGCAUCUUCGUUUGUUAAACCAUACGACGAGGUGCCGGGACCGCGGCCGAUACCGAUUUUGGGCAACGCCUGGCGCCUGUUGCCGUUGAUCGGCCAAUAUCAGAUUUCCGAUGUCGGGAAGAUUUCGCAAAUGUUUUACGACGAGUAUGGGAAAAUCGUGAGGCUGGGCGGUCUGAUGGGUCGACCCGAUUUGCUCUUCGUCUACGACGCUGACGAGAUCGAAAAGGUGUACCGCCAAGAGGGUCCUACGCCCUUCAGACCUGCCAUGCCGUGUUUGGUGCACUACAAGAGUGUCGUACGCAAGGAUUUCUUCGGCGAUUUGCCCGGCGUCGUUGGCGUACAUGGCGAGGCAUGGAAAGAUUUUCGUACACGUGUUCAAAAACCUGUUCUCCAACCGAAAACUGUGCGAAAAUACAUAACACCGAUCGAGGUGGUUACGGAGGAUUUCAUAAGAAGAAUCGAGAAGAUUACAAACGACGACGGCGAACUGCCCGGCGAUUUCGAUAACGAGAUACAUAAAUGGGCAUUGGAAUGUAUCGGUCGUGUCGCACUCGAUGUUAGACUCGGAUGCUUAGGCGAAACAUUGUCAUCGGAUUCUGAACCGCAAAAAAUCAUCGACGCCGCCAAGUUCGCCCUGAGAAAUGUCGCUUCACUGGAACUUAAAGCCCCAUACUGGAGAUACAUCCCGACACCUCUCUGGAGCCGUUACGUACGCAAUAUGAAUUAUUUUAUUGAGAUAUGCAUGAAGUACAUUGACGCUGCGAUUGUCAGGCUUAAGAAUAAAAAAGCUGUGGAUGAAAGCGACUUGUCGCUGGUAGAACGAAUUUUGGCCAAAGAAACAGAUCCUAAAAUAGCUUACAUUUUUGCUCUCGAUCUGAUAUUGGUCGGCAUUGACACGAUAUCAAUGGCAGUAUGUUCAAUAUUAUAUCAAUUAGCAACUAGACCGGAAGAGCAGGAGAAGAUAUAUCAAGAAUUGCUGCAGAUACUGCCAGAUCCAUCCAUUUCUCUCACAACGAGCCAUUUAGAUCAAGCGGUCUAUAUGAAAGCCUUUAUUCGGGAAGUGUUUAGAGUGUACUCUACCGUUAUCGGAAACGGUAGAACAUUGCAGAAUGACACUGUCAUUUGCGGUUACAAAAUUCCAAAAGGAGUUCAAGUCGUCUUUCCAACGCUUGUCACUGGUAAUAUGGAAGAAUAUAUUACGGACGCAAAAACGUUCAAACCUGCGAGAUGGCUCAAAGAUUUUGAUAACGAGAAGUUGCAUCCAUUUGCAUCACUACCAUACGGUUAUGGAGCACGAAUGUGCUUGGGUAGACGAUUUGCAGAUCUCGAGAUGCAAGUGCUCCUCGCGAAGCUUUUGAGAUCGUACAAAUUGGAAUAUCAUCAUGAGCCGCUGAAAUACAAAGUUACAUUCAUGUACGCGCCCGAUGGAGAACUCAAAUUUAAAGUAAUAAAAAGAUAGCAUUCUGCAAGUCAUAUAAUAUAAUGGUAAAAUAAUU
Molecule: messenger RNA, 2007 nt
Organism: Pogonomyrmex barbatus (red harvester ant)
Lineage: Eukaryota; Metazoa; Arthropoda; Insecta; Hymenoptera; Formicidae
Gene: Cyp301a1
Product: Probable cytochrome P450 301a1, mitochondrial
Molecular function (GO): heme binding; oxidoreductase activity, acting on paired donors, with incorporation or reduction of molecular oxygen; iron ion binding
Source: RefSeq, a predicted model, not a curated record